Drosophila grimshawi is the source of this 4510-nucleotide messenger RNA. RefSeq names its product nuclear pore complex protein Nup154 (gene Nup154). Gene Ontology annotation, biological process: protein import into nucleus; transcription-dependent tethering of RNA polymerase II gene DNA at nuclear periphery; RNA export from nucleus. The transcript has 12 exons. The record is from RefSeq and is a predicted model, not a curated record. Gene Ontology annotation, cellular component: nuclear pore; nuclear pore inner ring. Gene Ontology annotation, molecular function: structural constituent of nuclear pore. The coding region runs from base 196 to 4317 and encodes 1373 amino acids. Lineage: Eukaryota; Metazoa; Arthropoda; Insecta; Diptera; Drosophilidae.
UAACAUUUCGAUAAUAUGUUAGGUUAACAGGGGAAAGAGACACGAAAAUUAAUGGCGGGAGUUAUAUGGCGUGGGCCAAUCUCUCAAUAACCGGCAGAAGUUUGCAAGUUCUUGUGUGGCUAAGCGGCCCAAAUAAUAAAUUGAUUGUAAAAAUAUAUUAUUAGUUGGAUUAUUUAUAAAGGAAAGCAUAGCAAAAUGAAUAGCACAGCGCCGCCACCCGACGUUCUACAGACAGCGGGAAAUAUGCUCGAGAGUCACGACUUUCGAGACAGACACAAGCCGGAACUUUUAGAGUUAACCGGCAUCAGUCAGCAUGGGAGGGCAACAAUGAGCGGCCUCAAUGAUUACGAUUACCUGUCGCUGGCACAACUGACCUCCUGUGACACACAUAACCUACAACAGCUGCGAACGCUCACAAGAUCCGGAAUACCCAAUGAGGUCCUUGAGCACUUUGAGCAUAUUAAAUGCCAUUGCACAAUGGGUCUGUUUCCAGAAAUAGGCCGUGCCUGGCUGGCAGUUGAUUCCGAUCUAUACAUAUGGACAUAUGAGCAUGCCCGAGACGUUGCCUACUACGAUGGCUUGAGCCACGUAAUUGUAAGCGUUGGCCUGGUCAAACCAAGACCAGGCGUCUUAGUCGAUGCCGUCAAGCAUCUGCUAUUUCUGUCCACACCCAUUGAAGUGAUCGUUUUGGGCGUAACAUUUGGCGAUCAGAAUGAUCCCAGAGAUCUAUCAUCGAGUGCCAAUGGAAUACAGCUGAUGAGGAAGCCUCUAUUCGUACUUGGCACAGAUAAUGGCCCCAUUCAUGUCAUUCAGGGCAGCGACGAUGGACGCAUUUUCUUGGGCGGUCGCGAUGGUUGUCUAUACGAGUUCGAUUAUCAUUCGGAGUCGAGCUGGUUUGGCAAGCGAUGUAAAAAGAUCAACCAUUCGCAAGGACUCGCUUCCUAUAUAGUGCCAAGUUUUUUGAAAGUAUUUUCAGAAGUGGAUCCCAUUGCGAAAAUUGUUAUUGACAAUAGCCGGAAACUGCUUUAUGUGCUGACCGAGAAGAGUUCGAUCGAAGCCUGGUACAUUGGCGCCAACCCCUCAGAUGUGCGAAGGCUGGGCAAGAUUACACAAAAUGAUAUUGCCGCUCAAGCAAUCAGCCUGAUCAAGACCGUGGAUCCGUCCAUUUUCAAGAGCGUGAAAGCCAUAUGUCCACUGAAAACGGACGAUUCCCACUUCUUACACCUUGUCGCCGUGACGCAGUGCGGCGUGCGCCUUUAUUUCUCUACGGCGAGAUUAAAUGUGCAGCAGCAGCAGCUAAAUUGUAUGCCAGACAACUUUGGCGUUAGUCAGCCAAAUGCGGCGCUGCCAAUGAUGCAAACGCCUGCGGAAACAUCAAGAGGUAUCUUUCUGCUGCAUGUCAGACUGCCGCCUGGUUAUACGCCAAAUGCAACUACCAAUAAACCGAAGCAGGUGCAUUCUGCCUACCACAAUGAUAGCACCAUGCUUAUGGUCACCACACAGCAACAGGAACAGGAUUUACUCUGGUCAAUUAGCUCGGCGCCGUUUACAAACUGUACAUACCUCGUCGAAUCGACGGCCUUGGAGGGUCUCGAUGGCAUCGUUUGGAGCAUGGCGGAAGUGAAUGAUCCCAUCGUGCCAAAGACCACAUCAAUGCUAUACAAUGCACGCACUCCGCGAAAAAUUGUGCUGCUCACGAAUCAGGGAACGCAUAUUGUCGAGCUGUUCAAGUCGGCCCAAAUACUGCAGCAGGUGCUGCUGGCGUGCAAGGGUCCCCAUCAUGCGGCCGUAAAAAUGUUCUUUCAAACACAAACGGAGCGCGAGGCUUGUGUCACUGCCCUGCUCUUGGCCACCUCGGAUGAGUUUCGUGGCAGCGAAAUUGCCUUGUGGGCCACCCAAGCAUUCAUGUUGUACGGCGGCGAGCCGUGUUAUCAACAUUUUAUGAAUGCCAGCAAUCGUAACCUGCACAACACAACCGUGGCCUCAUUGCCGCCCAUGUACAUGUCCACACCCAUGCCGAAUACAGCCAAUAUGGGAUCGAUGAGUUCACCAUACAAUCAGCAAAUAAGUCCAAUUGCACAAUCACAAAAACAACACCAACAACAACACCAGCAACAACCACAACACUCCUCAUUGCAGAGUAAUGAAAAUAUCCCAAUUAUAUAUUCAGCCAAACAUGAUGGCCUGUAUAUGUAUGUCUCCCGCAUGCUGCGCUCCAUUUGGCAAUCGCACUGUGUCGAUGAGAAAAUGUGCUCCAAGCUCACAUAUAGCGAUUGCACCAUGCUUUUGGCAGAGCUGCGCUCCUUGCGCUCCUUUCUGGACAAGAAUUCGGUGCACGAUCUGUCGGCUACAGGACGUAUGCCGUAUGAUGGUCAUUUGGGCAGAUCGACUGCUGUGUUUAUGAACAACACUCAAAUGACACAAAACGAACAGCGCAAUCUGACGGAACAGGCACAAAUCGAGGAGAAGCGUUCGCUAUCUGCACUGAAUCAGUUUAUUAAACAUGCCUGUGAGGUGAUGUCGCUGUGGAGUAUCCUCAUUAAUCAUCAGUUUCCUGUGCUCGGCCAGCAGUUGUCCGUUGAGCAUCAGAAAAUGCUGCGCUGCUGCACAUUUCGAGAUCUGCUUAUAACGCGCUCGGAGGUGUGUGCUUUUCUCAUCAUUGCACUGAUUAACCUGUAUCUCAAGGAUAAGGCGGAGGUGACCGAGGUGUCGGAUAGCUUACGUGAAUUGUGCCCCAAUCUAUAUAGACACGAGGAUGAAGUGACCUACAAGGCCACCGAAAUACUGAUGAGCGUCAAGAAUUGUAAAUCAGCCAUCGAAAAGCAACAAAAACUCAGCACAACCCUGCAAAUGUGUCUAAAUGCAGCACCCCAUCUGCCACUGCAUAGUAUUUGUCAGCAGUUCAUUUCUGUGGAGUUUUACGAGGGUGUCGUUGAGCUAUCUGCAACGUGUGCCUCGAAAAUGGAUCAAGAGGAAAUUGGCAUACAUUAUUACAACAACAAUGAGCCGGCCGAAGAUCGCGAGGGAUACACUUGCUUUGUCACACGCAUGAACUACUACAAGGAGGUGCAACUAAUGCUCGACUAUGUCUACCACGUCGUUCGCAGCAGCAAUCCCGAACAGACUCAGAAUCGUUCAUUCUACAUGAAUAACGAUGCUGCUGCUGCUGAUGUCCAGGAUAAUCACGAUAUGGAGAACCGAUCGAAACAGAUCAUUAAGAAGAUAACAAGCCAAGCGCUGCGGCUGAAGGAUCCACUUAUCCAUGUGACCAUCUACGAGUGGCUGCUGUCGCAUAACAUGAAAACCGAAUUGUUAGAUAUAUUUGAGCCAUCGUUGGGCGAGUUUUUGCGGCGCAGUGUUAGCCGGAAUCCGGAGAAUGUCAAAUUGAUUGAUUUACUUUGGAAGUAUUACGAGAAGAACGGUCAUCAUCAUCAGGCUGCCCAGAUUCUCGACAAUUUGGCAAUGACACGCAGCGAGAAUAUAUCGCUGGAUGUGCGCAUCGACUAUUUGGUGCGUGCCAUUAUGUGCAUGCGUAAUGAGAAGGUCGGAUCGUCCAUUACCAAUGGUAUAUUCCUAAAGGAGCUAGAGGAUAAGUUGGAAAUAGCACGAGUACAGAAAUCAGUGCUGGAGGCAAUGUGCAUCCUGGCAAAUACAAAUCCGGAAACGAGACAGACCAUUAAGGAAUUGAAUUAUGCGCUAUAUGAUAUUACACAGUUGUAUCAGAACUUUGCGGAUCCGUUCGAGCUGUGGGAAUGCCAGCUGUCGAUACUCAAUUGUUCCAAUCACAACGAUCCGUUGUUGAUCGAGUCCGUUUGGGGUAAUAUCAUCAAUAAUGCUGUGGAUGGGCCCGGUUCGGCCCAGGAGCGCAGCAUAAGGCUUUUUUCAAAAAUUGAGCUUUUGGUGCGAGAAUUUGGCGAAUCGGGUCCGUGCUUUCCAUUUUCGUUUCUCAUCCGAGAGCUGGAGAUAAAAGCAUGUCAAUUGCAUUUACCAGAAGGAACAGUGCCCGAGAAGCUGUUCGAAAUGAAACUGGACAUUGAGCUGCUCCUGGAAUACUACUCAAGAAUGAUCUCAAUGAACGAGCGCAUUUGGGCAAACGAGGGCAACGAGUGGCACUUGAUACAGUCGGCUAUACGGGUCGUCACACUUCUGGCUGAUAAUGCUCCGGCUAUUUGGUAUCGGUCCAAGCGACGAAUACUGGGCAAGGCACAGGACAUUGUUGCGGCAUGUUUGAAUAUUUGCUAUCAGAAACCAGACACGAAUCGCCUACAGCACUCCCUAAAGGAGCUUCAGUGCCGUUUGCAACGGCUUUUAGGUUAAUAUAGAUAUAUAUAUAUAUACAUUUAUCGCAACUAUUUGUUCUAUUCUAUUUGGAGCACACAACACUUUUAUAGCUGUUAAGUUUGACUGAGAUGUAAAAAUGGUGUACGUGUUGACUUAUUGAAAUAUUUGUUAAUGUCUUACAAACUGAGCAACAGGCGACAAAUAAAUUAUGAUGUGUCCAUCGAGAUUA